UCCUUAGUAAGCAUUUGAGUAAUUUGUAAGCUUUAAAUCCCAUUGAUAUUGCAAUAUAUAAGACAUUGAAUAUUCCUUCAAAUAGCAGUUUGUGCCUUUAAAUCAUACAAAAGAACAAUCAACUCUAUACCUCGCAAUGGUGUCUCAAAUCAUUCUCCAAACUCCUCCCACUGAAAAAAUGAAUUUGUCUUGGGGUCAGAGCAACUCGACUUUCAAAUUGAUGAGUUCUGAACUUCCAGCUGUCAAAGAUGGUGAGGUGAGAGUCAAGGUUUUAUAUUUCUCAAAUGACCCCACUCAAAGAUUAUGGAUUUCUGCCGGUCAAGACCCCAAGAGACAGUACAUGCCUCCAGUGGUUAAAGGUGAAGCCAUAAGAACUUUAGGUUUGGGUGAGGUGCUUGAGUCAAAGUCUGACAAAUAUGCAGCGGGGGAUGUUAUUACGGGUGUGUUUCACUGGGGUGACGAACUUAUUGUUCCUGAGGCUAGUGUUAGUGGCAAGGUUGACAAGUCUCUUCCUUACGAAUGGUACUUAUCUGCAAUUGGUCUCACUGGUUUAACCGCGUACUUUGGCUUGCAGAAGAUUGGUCAAUUCAAAGAAGGCCAGUCCGUGCUUGUUUCUGCUGCUUCUGGGGCUACAGGUUCUAUGGUGGUUCUGCUCGCGAAACACCUUUUCAAAGCAUCCAAGGUUGUUGGCAUUGCUGGCUCUGAUGAGAAAUGCAAAUGGGUUGAGUCUUUGGGAGCGGAUGUCUGUGUAAACUACAGGGACGCUGACUACAAGAGUAAGAUCGAUAAAUUUAUGGGAGAAGAAACUUUUGAUGUCUAUUAUGACAACGUUGGAGGAGAAAUGUUGGAUUAUGCGUUGACACGUACUAAAAGAUAUGGUCGCAUUAUUGCUUGUGGUGCUAUUUCUGGUUACAAUGACGCGUCAAAGAUGAGCGUCAAUUGUUGGGGUGAAAUCAUUAGCAACCGCUUGACAGUGCAGGGUUUUAUUGCAUUUGACUUCUUCUCUGACUUCCCCGAAGCUACCAAAGAUAUUGUUGCGGUUAUCAAGAGCGGGAAAGUGAAAGUAGACGAAGGAGUCCACAUUGAAGAUGUCUCCAAGUUCGAAAAUCCACUCGAGAAAAUUCCUGAGGUUUGGAACAAGUUGUUUACCGAGGAAAAGCCAAGGGGAAAGUUGUUGACUAAGUUGGCCUAGGUUUUCAAAUUUAUUAGGAAACUUCAAGUAAAAACCCUUUAAAUUGACUCUAUAGUUUUUAUGGUCUGUAAAUUUUUUAUAAGACGAGUUACUCAGCACCAUCCAAGAAGAGUAC
Metschnikowia bicuspidata var. bicuspidata NRRL YB-4993 is the source of this 1307-nucleotide messenger RNA. Its product is annotated as MDR family NADP-dependent oxidoreductase. The coding region runs from base 179 to 1192 and encodes 337 amino acids. Gene Ontology annotation, molecular function: oxidoreductase activity, acting on the CH-CH group of donors, NAD or NADP as acceptor. The transcript has a single exon. The record is from RefSeq and is a predicted model, not a curated record. NCBI's taxonomy places the organism in Eukaryota, Fungi, Ascomycota, Pichiomycetes, Serinales, Metschnikowiaceae.